Messenger RNA from Periconia digitata, 302 nucleotides. NCBI's taxonomy places the organism in Eukaryota, Fungi, Ascomycota, Dothideomycetes, Pleosporales, Periconiaceae. The record is from the annotation of a GenBank genome assembly.
GGUAAUUGGGCGGUGAAUGUUCAAUGAGCAAACGGAGUAAUGGCAGUGAUCAUGCGACAGCUCUAUCAGCAUUUGAGCCAACAGCAUGCCCCUUUUCGAUUCUCCCAUACCAAUGUCCGAAAUCGAAAACCGGAGUAACUUCAUCAAGGCUUGCAUGCUCCAUUGGUGGUGACAGGGAAGGGCAUAUGUAUACUGUAAGUGCUUGAAUCUUGAUUUUUAGUUGCCAAAUGGAGAUAGUGAUCACACCAUACCAACCAGCCACUUUCUUCGUAACCGUAAACCGUGUAAAAGCUCUGACAUCC